Molecule: messenger RNA, 2468 nt
Organism: Physcomitrium patens
Lineage: Eukaryota; Viridiplantae; Streptophyta; Bryopsida; Funariales; Funariaceae
Product: xyloglucan 6-xylosyltransferase 1
Cellular component (GO): membrane
Molecular function (GO): glycosyltransferase activity
Source: RefSeq, a predicted model, not a curated record
GUCAUUUUAUGCGCUGAGGAGAAUGUUUGAAGCAUUAUCGCAUGUUUCUUCUUGUCGUCUUCUUAGAUGCGGGAUUCCCUGAGUGCUCUUUUGAUGCGUGUAUGAUCGAUUGAGUGGAAGAAUCUAGCUGACUCUUUCGAACAGUCUUCAACAAUUGGGACCUAGAUUCCUUUAAUCGUACCUUCCAGACAAGAGUUUUACAUUAAAUCAACAGUCAGCAGAAGGAUCUGUAGGUAGCUCGGCCUGUGGAGGCCGCCUCGAAGGAAGGUUUGUCACGCUGCCGGAGUUUCAGUCUUUCUUCGGAUCUGUGCGCAUGAAGAGUAGAACACAGGUCUAUUUCACCGCAGCUGGUCAACAAGUUAGUGUUGGACGACUCAAAACUCGAAUUCAAGAGUUCACAUGAUUUUGUAUCAAUCUACUAAAUUGGAGUACAGGGUGGUAGAAUUGAGUCAAAGAAGCGCUGCAAGAGUUGAAGAAAAGUAUUUGCACAGCGCACUUUGAACCUGUCUGGUGGGUCACAGCUCUGAGGAAGAGCUGUGGUUUUUUCCACUGUGGUUUACGGGGAUGCGAUUGCGGGUGCAAUUGCAAGAGCAGAGGAGGGGAAAGAGCAUUCUACGUAGCAAAAUGAAGGAAGAUAACAAGAAAGGAUUGUCUUCAAUGGGUGACGAUGCAUGGUUGCUAUUUCGAGGCCGGAGCUUUCAAAGCCGUGUGGUGCGUGCGAUGUGCUUGAUUGCGGUGGUCUGCACAUUCGGCAUAGUUCUCUUGAGCUUAUCCACGUUGGAUCUAAGCACGCUCACUAUUGGUAGUCCAAGACCCGUAUAUGGCCCUCAGAGAAUGACUUCUGAAGAGCUACGUGAGCAUCUUGCAUCGAUUGACAAGGGAUUGCAGGAAUUUUUGAGUGCGAACAAGCCAUUUACGAAGUUCGGUCCUCCAGUUGUUGGUUGGGAUGAAACUCGCAAAGAGGCAAUACGGAGGAGCACAAACUCAUCAAGCGGAGUGAACCCUAAACCGCGUAUCAUGCUUAUCACGAGCUCGCACCCAAGGAAGUGCGAGAACAAGCAAGGCGACCAGAUGCUGCUGAAGUCCAUCAAGAACAAGAUGGACUAUUGCCGCAUACACGGUAUUGAAAUCUACUACAACAUGGACCAUAUUGACGAAGAUAUGACUUCAUGGUGGGUGAAGACGUUUCUGACGCAUAUGCUUAUGAAGGAACACCCCGAAAUCGAUUGGUUCUGGUGGAUGGACAGUGAUGCAAUCUUCACUGAUAUGUCCUUUCAGCUCCCGUUGCACAAGUAUGAAAAAUACAACAUGGUGAUGCAUGGCUGGGAUGAAGUUGUGUACGAGAAGAGGAGCUGGCUAGGCCUCAAUGCUGGUGUAUUCUUAUUACGGAAUUGUCAAUGGUCGAUGGACAUGCUUCAUGCUUGGGCACCGAUGAGCCCGAGAGGCAAGAUUAGGGAUGGAGCUGGCAAGUUUCUGACGAAGGCACUUCCCGACAGAGGCGAUAGUGAGGCGGAUGACCAAUCUGGGUUGGUCUAUCUCAUGGUCACAGACAGGGAGCGAUGGGGGUCCAAAGUUUUCCUUGAAAGCUCCUACUAUUUCCAGGGUUACUGGAAGGUUUUGACCGAGAAAUUCGAGGACAUGAUGGAGAAGUACCAGCCAGGCAAAUACGGAGAUGAUCGAUGGCCUUUUGUGACACAUUUUUGCGGAUGUGAAUUCUGCUGCGGAGCUAUCAAUCCCGAGUACACUGUUGAUCGGUGCUUGACACAAAUGGAGCGCGCUGUGAACUUCGCCGAUAAUCAAGUCAUUGGAAGAUACGGCUUCAUUCACAAAAUGCUGAAAUCUGCCGAGGUUGAGCCAAAGGAUGCAGCAAAGAAUCGGACUGAAAAAGCUUCGGUGGUUGCGAAGUCGAAGAAGGCAGUGUAGACUCAGAGAGGUGGUUGUUGCGGGCGAGUUCUGGGAUUAAAUGAUGGCGAAUGCAUAGCAAGCAGAUUUCUUCUCGUUAAUUACUGUUGCCUGGCCUAGCCAAAUGCAAAUCAUCCGAAAAUAAUCGAUACUCUCGAACUCAACAUGUACCGUCGGUAUCGAAGACACCUUUAGUUGCUUUAAAUCUUGCAUGACAAUGGAGGCGUUAUACAUAAUGAGCAGUAGGCACUUCAUUGCAGCUGCGCCACCUGAGGUGGCACUAGAAAGUUUGGCCGCUGGAACAAACUACCGGUGUGAGUCAAACAGCGAAACCAUUCUGCACAAAUUAAACCUAUAAGGUGCUGCAUGGACAGGUAGAGACGUAGAGACUCAAUCGACGGGCAAGUAGGAAGACCUCCGACAAGAUCAACCUAGUUAUGUAAACUGCUGGUGUCAAUAUCUGCACAAGGUUCUAAUUCAGAUCCUUGAUUGUAAAAUUUUAAGAGCUAUUGGUAGAUACAACUGUGUAAACCGCACCCUUCGGUGGUUCGAUUUGUCUCCAUGCA